Molecule: messenger RNA, 1862 nt
Organism: Clarias gariepinus (North African catfish)
Lineage: Eukaryota; Metazoa; Chordata; Actinopteri; Siluriformes; Clariidae
Gene: pdcl
Product: phosducin-like
Exons: 5
Coding region: 100-1005 (301 amino acids)
Biological process (GO): regulation of G protein-coupled receptor signaling pathway
Source: RefSeq, a predicted model, not a curated record
CUCACGCGGAAGGGUAACGCCUAGUAAAAUCAGAGAAGGUCGCGGAAAUUUCAACGCUUGUCAUUUUUCCCCAAAAAAGAUAUCGUUUGGCCUUCAGUCAUGACUACUAUGGAUGACAAGCUCCUUGGGGAGAAGCUGCAGUACUACUACAGCAGCAGUGAGGAUGAGGAGAGUGAUCACGAGGAAGAUGAAGGCCAAUCAAAAACCAUCAGGGAUCAGGAAGUGCUGCAGACUCCGAUAGAUUACAGUCCUGACGGCACUGCAGUUAACACCGGUCCAAAAGGUGUGAUCAAUGACUGGAGAAAGUACAAGCAGCUGGAGACAGAGCAGCGAGCCGAGCAACAAAAGGAGAUGGAGCGGCUGAUUAAGAAGCUCAGCAUGACCUGCAGAUCACAACUGGAUGAAGAGCUGGACAAGCAGAAGCAGAAAGAGCUUCAGGACAAGAUCAAUGGCAAGGUAACACUGCGAGUUGAUGAGGAGGAGGAUGACGAUGAUGAAGCCUUCCUCCAGCAGUACCGGCUGCAGCGAAUGGAGGAAAUGAGACGGCAGCUGAGUGGCGGACGACGUUUCGAGCAAGUCAUCAACAUUACCUCAGGCGAGGAAUUCCUGCGUGCUGUUGAUGAAGAGGGCAGAAGCACUCUAGUUCUGGUGCACAUUUUUGAGCCCGAUGUGCCUGCCUGCCAGGCCAUGGAGGGAUGUCUGAUUUGUCUCGCUCUGCAAUAUCCAGAGGUGAAGUUCUGUGCAGCCCAGGGCUCAGUCCUGGGUACCAGCGCUCUGUUUCGCACCUCGGCACUGCCUGCGCUGUUGCUGUACCGCGGUGGCGAUCUGGUUGGCAACCUGCUCCGUGUAUCUGACCAACUAGGUGAGGACUUCUACGCCACUGACGUGGAGGCGCUGCUGCAGGAGUACGGCCUGCUCCCCGAAAAACUUCCACAGACAGCAACACAUUCAUCCAUCCGCACCGGCAACACAAACGACUCCGACAGCGACCUGGAUAUAGACUAAAGACUUUAAAACACAAUAUGUACACACUUCUGCACUGUAACUCAUUGCUGACUGAAACGACCAAAAUUAGUCACACCUGAGUACACACACAAAAAAAAACUUCCAACAAAUUUCUUAAUAGCCUGGAUGUGGACUAUGCACACCUGAUGUACAUAAACACACACACAGGCAACUGCAUAACAGCUCAUGAGCGUUUGAAGUGACCGAAACAAAUUACAGAAGGAUGGACGCGCGCGCACACACACACACACACACACACACACACCAUACUUUAUUCUGAUCCUUGCUCAUGUUUGACUUUACUUAGUGGACCUGGUUUACAGAUUUUUUUUUACAAAACUAAACUGAGUGGACCAAAAACAAUAAUGGAUGCAGGAGGUUCAGGUGUGUGUGUAAGGUGUGAUAGUGUAGUGUAGACAGACAUAGGCAUACAUGAGGGAUCUGUCAGCGUGCCUAAAUAUUGCAUGUCCUUUUAGAAGCAUGAUAUUAUUUGGGUACCAAGGCAAAAGUUAGUCAUAGCAUUGUUCACCUAUAGUAGUACCCCAGUCAAUGAAAAACCCUUAAAGAUAAUACAAGACUAUCAUUUUUAGAAACUUAUGAAAUAUGCUCUUAUGUUUAUUUUAAUAAGAAAGCCUUUAUGUGUGCUUUAUGGAAGACUGAAGGCAGAGAAAGUCAAACAUACAUUUGCGUGUAACUAUUUAUUCUAGUUUUAACUGAGUGUGAUUUCUUUUUAUGUGCAUUGGUUUAGCUUUAAAUAAGAAUAUGGCCUAAAUACUUUUGUUAGUUUUUUGCAUUUUAUAAGUGUCCAUUCUGUCCUCAAUGAAAUUAAAUAAAAAUAGCUCAUGAUGUUCUGCUGA